Molecule: messenger RNA, 1482 nt
Organism: Sabethes cyaneus
Lineage: Eukaryota; Metazoa; Arthropoda; Insecta; Diptera; Culicidae
Exons: 1
Coding region: 1-1482 (493 amino acids)
Source: RefSeq, a predicted model, not a curated record
AUGCUCGAGAAGGUGGGUGAGCAUCCGGACGACUGGAGUACCAUCCUCGUAUUCAUGGUCAGUUCGCGGCUUGAUUCCGCCACCAUGCGUAAUUGGGAGACGCAUCGGAGAUCAACUAACGUCCCUACGUACAAGGAACUCAUCGAGUUUUUGCGGAGUCAUAGUUUAAUCCUUCAAUCUGUUGCUGCAGCUAAGCCUCGACCGUCAGAUACUCCUCGCACGUCCCUCUCAUCUCGUUCUAACACUACCAAGCUAACCUCAGCGCAUUCAGCCAUGUCGACUCCGCAGAAAACUUGCCCUUUCUGCAAACAGUCAUCGCAUUCACCGUUCCAGUGUGAAAUCUUUCGCAAAAUGACCGCUACAGAGCGGUUCGAAGCCACUAAGAAAAAUGCACUCUGCAUUAAUUGCCUUUCGCCUUCACAUCUCGUCAAGAACUGUGCGAGUGGAGCCUGCCGCGUGUGUAACCAUAAACAUCAUACGAUGCUGCAUCAACGAACCAAUUCGUCUAAUAGUCAAACAAACCAGCCUCAAGCAUCGAAGCCUUCGUCAUCUGGUUCGCAGUCAUCCUCUUCGUCCUUCACUCCAGCAAAUCACUCACAGUCUGCUCAAGCAAACAAACCAUCUACGUCUCCAGAGAACCCAGCCCCCACAGUCACUGCCCUUUCGGCAAGCCACUUUUCGUCAGCACCCAACGAGCAGCAGCAUAUCGUCCCUACCACGGUGUUACUAUCAACAGCUCUCGUGAAGGUCUUCAAUCCUACCGGACAGUCCCUUUGGGCCCGUGCUCUUCUGGAUUCGGGGUCGCAGCUUAAUUUCAUAUCGGAGCAGCUUGUUCAAAAAUUGAGGCUGACGCGUAACAAGGAAUUCAUCCCAAUCAGUGGUGUUGGACUUUCGUCUACGUUGUCUAAAUAUUCUACUACCGUUCGAAUUCAGUCCCAUCGCGCUGAUUUUGAUACCAGUUGGAAAUUUCACGUUCUUUCCAAGAUUACGAUGGAGUUACCAAAUCAAGUGAUCGACGUAUCCAGUCUAAAAAUUGCAUCAGACAUCCUGCUAGCGGAUCCCUCGUUUAGUCAACCUGGUCCUAUAGACUUGAUCUUCGGAGUACAAAACUCUUACGACCCGUUGAAGGAUGGCCAACUGAAGAAUGGUCCCGAAACACCUAUUCUCCAAAACACUGCACUGGGAUGGGUGGUAUCUGGGAAAGUCAGAUCUGGAAAAAUACAGUCAUCAGUCGCUAAUUUCGCUUUUUCAACUGGUACAAUCGAGGAACAGUUGGCUCGAUUUUGGGAAAUCGAAUCUUGCCACACUACCAGUACCCUUUCCUUGGAGGAAGCUGCAUGCGAGGAGCAUUUUGCCAAAACCACUACGCGAGAUUCCACCGAUCGCUUCGUCGUCACACUUCCGAAACGGGAAGCAGCAUUUGCUAAACUGGGCAGUUCGAAAGAAAUUGCUACUCGUUGCUUCUUAGCUUUAGAACGUUGA